This is a messenger RNA of Penicillium brevicompactum, 1527 nucleotides long. RefSeq lists its product as uncharacterized. The coding region runs from base 1 to 1527 and encodes 508 amino acids. The record is from RefSeq and is a predicted model, not a curated record. The transcript has 5 exons. NCBI's taxonomy places the organism in Eukaryota, Fungi, Ascomycota, Eurotiomycetes, Eurotiales, Aspergillaceae.
AUGCCUCCCCGAAGCUCUUUGACCAGCUCCUUCUCCGUGACCGACGCCAAUAACGAAGUCGUCUGUCCCUUGAAGAAUAACGACAGUUCCAAUUGUCGGAAAAGAUGUCUGGGGGAAAAACGCUAUCGCUCCAUGCAGGAGCACAUUCGACGUGCGCAUCCGAACCACUAUAUUCCGAAGCUCCCGGCGACCGAGGAGAGCUUCUUGAUGAUGGUGAACACCCCGCUCGAACAACGAGCCCAGCUGUCUCCCCCGGAACCUCCCCAGCCCAGGCGGCCUCAUGAUGUGGCGCCGGAAAGAGACAUCUACGUUGCCGAUGGUUCUCCGGCCACCCCUCGAGCUCUGGAGGAACCCCACCCGGCCGCGGCCACUGCAGCAGUUGCGCUGGCACAAUUGCAUCACCACCGACUGGCCUCAGACUGGGACACAGAUAUGGAAACCCAUUCUGACACCGACUUGAGCCACCCUCAUAUGCGCUCGACCAUCGAACUGCCCCCACUUCGCGAUCAUUUCAAACAGGAAUCUCUUCCGCCUUUCGCUCGGCCCCGGGAGCUGCUUCCUUCGAUUCUCAAUCAUUCUCCGCCCGGUCGCUCGUCUACGUUACCACCAAUCCAGCGCAGGGAAAAGUUGUCUCGGCCGCGCAAAACUUCCAUCUCUCAAUCUGCCCGGAAACCCAAGCAGGAUCGGCCCAGGUCUAAGGAAUUUCCGCGACGUCCAAGCCUUGGGGAUCGCAAAGCUCUUUCAGCGGAACCGCAGACCGCAGCUUGGGCGCAAGGCAAGCGCUGGGAGGAUCUGAUUGAGGCUGCGACCUCUGCGACCGAAGUAGAUGAUGAGCGCUUUUCAGAGGCUGGUCGGUCUCCAACGAUUGCCCCACUACUCUCCAACGUGACGUCUGCUCCAGGUGUGAAAAAUCGGUCUUCGCUACCACCCGCCUUCCAAUCUACAGGGCUGCCUCCCAUUUCAUCGCAUCGGCCGUUCCCACCGCACCACUACGCUGCUUCACCGCUGCACAAAGCAUUGACCCCUCCGCCGUUCGAGAAUCACCGCAGCCGCGACAGCGAUCUCGAACCAUUCCCAUCCAUCGAAUCGUCGCUUGAUUCCAUGUCCUCCACAUCUGGCACCGGCAGGAAUUUUGCCUCGUCAAUGUCAGGAGUUGCUCCGUCCAUCAACUCCGAUCACAGCCCAACCAUGAACUUGAUACCACCCGUUUCUCAGCGCCAACACCACCGGUUCUCAAAUCCCACGCCGGCCUCAUUCCGCAACAAAGAGGUCCAGGUGUUUUGCGCCCAUUGCAAACGACCCUCUGCCUUGAAUGAGUGCUACGCUUGUACAGAAUGCAUUUGUGGAGUCUGCCGUGAGUGCGUUGGCAUGUUCAUCUCAAGUCCACCCGCUUCCUUCAGAACCCCCGGCAACGGGCUAUUACACAACCCACAGCAGGGUCCGACAAGUUACCCGGGCCCUCGUGGGUGCCCACGAUGUCGAACCGUGGGUGGAAAGUGGAAGGCUUUCCAAAUCGACAUCAAGUGA